AUGACGAAUUUGAUAUAUGAUUACUUUGUAGAAAAUUUCGGUACGGUGAAUAAGUGCAAGGAUUCCAACUCUGAAUAUCAUACUAAGUAUGCUAGUUACUCAAAACAAGAGCUAAAACGAGAACUGAAAGCAUUGAAACGCCAGUUACCUGUUGAUGUAGAGAAUAUUCAGUAUGUGUCAAGAUUACUAAGGAAAUUAACUCAGAAUAAAGGCCAUGAUAAUGCUAAAUCUAUUAAUCACGACGAGGAAAUCAAGAAAAAUUUCUGGGCUUAUGCCAAAUCGCAUUUGGAUAGCGCUGACUAUCUGAUACCAACGUUCGAUUUGGCAACUUGCACUAAUUACUUUAAAAACAUUUGGAUGAACGCAUGUCCAUCUCAUGUUUUUUCCCUACCAAAUUGGUUACCGAGACUUUCAGCACCUGUACACGAAUUUAAUUCUACACCUCCAACUUAUGCUAAAAUUACGGCUAUCAUCAAAAGAAUGAAAACAGGUAGCUCUGCGUGCCCGCGUGAUCAGCUCUCAAUUAUUCCCUUUAAAAAAUCUGCAUACCUUAGAUCUUACUUGACAACAAUCAUUCAAAUGGUAUGGAAAUCGGGCCAAAUUCCUGACACUUGGAGAAGAGCUGCAUCAAUUCUUAUUCACAAAAAAAAAUCAACUGACGAUCCUCAAAACUUUAGACCAAUUACCCUGCAAUCAGUGCCUCUCAAAAUCUUUACAUCAACAAUACGGAAUGCCAUGUAUGAGUUUCUAUCAAAAAACAAUUAUAUUAUUGAAAAUAGGAUUCAAAAAGGAUUUACUCCGGGAAUGUCCGGCACGUUUGAACAUACGGCCCAUUUAGCAUACUUAAUUAGACGAGCGAAAAAACAGCAAAGAUCUCUAACAAUAGCUACUUGA
Messenger RNA from Paramuricea clavata, 894 nucleotides. NCBI's taxonomy places the organism in Eukaryota, Metazoa, Cnidaria, Anthozoa, Malacalcyonacea, Plexauridae. The record is from the annotation of a GenBank genome assembly.